GAGAGCACGUUGAAUUGGGAAGAGGCUGCCGGGUACUGUAGACUGUGCGAGCGGGGGGAGGGUGGACAAACUCUGGAUGACGUGCUUCCCAACCCAAGCAGGGGUGUUGAAAUUCUGUCGAGCGCUUACAGAGGAAAGGAAAGGAAAGGGAUGAACAGAUCGUGAAGAAAGCGAGCACCUUUCAAACGAUUGUAUUGUCUGUGUGUGCUUUCCCGAGACGGGAUCUCGUUAAGACGACUUCCUCACUAGAGAAGGGCAUGACAUAGUGGACCAGGCAUGCAGAAGUGAUUAAAGGGAAUGCCGUGAAUGCAGCGGGCUUGCCAGUGACCUCAUCUGUUGAAAGGAGCUGAACACAGAGAGCGCUGCAGCGAGGAACCCCCUGUGAGUGAGUGAGCGAGUGUCUGACCUGGAGCCAUGGCUGCAUUCAGACAGGAGAGCGUGGACGAGUACUACGAGAUGGGAGAGGAGCUGGGCAGCGGUCAGUUUGCCAUCGUUCGGAAGUGCCGUGAGAGGAGCACAGGAAACGAGUACGCAGGCAAGUUCAUCAAGAAGCGCCGCCUGUCCUCGAGCCGGCGCGGAGUGAGCCGGGAGGAGAUCGAGCGCGAGGUGAACAUCCUGCGGGAGAUCCAGCACCCCAACAUCAUCACGCUGCACGACAUCUUCGAGAACAAGACCGACGUCAUUCUGAUCCUGGAGCUGGUGUCCGGGGGCGAGCUCUUCGACUUCCUGGCUGAGAAAGAGUCCCUGACGGAGGAGGAAGCCACACAGUUCCUGAAGCAGAUCCUCGACGGAGUCCACUACCUGCAUUCCAAGAGCAUCGCGCACUUCGACCUCAAGCCUGAAAACAUCAUGCUGCUGGAUAAGAAUGUCGCCAGUCCCCGAAUCAAGCUCAUCGACUUUGGGAUUGCGCACCAGAUCACGGCUGGCAACGAGUUUAAAAACAUUUUCGGAACCCCAGAGUUUGUGGCUCCAGAGAUUGUGAACUAUGAGCCUCUGGGAUUAGAAGCAGACAUGUGGAGUAUUGGAGUGAUUACCUAUAUCCUGCUGAGCGGUGCCUCCCCCUUCCUGGGGGAAACAAAGCAGGAGACCCUGACUAACAUCUCUGCUGUGAACUACGACUUCGAUGAGGAAUACUUUGUGCACACCAGCGAGCUGGCCAAGGACUUCAUCCGCAGACUGCUGGUCAAGGACCCCAAGAAGAGAAUGACAAUUGAGGACAGUCUACAGCAUCCAUGGAUUAAGGUGAUCAAGCGACGGAACGUGCGCAAGGAGGACAGUGACAAGAAGCCGGAGAGGCGCAGGCUCAAGACCACACGGCUGAAGGAAUACACCAUCAAGUCUCACUCCAGCAUGCCUCCCAACAACACCUACGUGAACUUCGAGCGCUUCUCCAAGGUGCUAGAGGAGAUCGCAGUGGCCGAAGACGGGCUGCGAGAGCUGGAGCGGAACAAGUUGUCCUGCCAGGAAGACAUCGCUGCCCUGCUGUCCAUCUACGAGGAGAAGGAAAGCUGGUACAAGGAGGAGAACGAGAGCAUUGAGGGGGAUCUGGGGCAGAUCAGGCUGGAGCUGCAGCGCACAGAGGCCCAGAGGAGACAGAGCCAGGAGGAGGUGCGAGCGGCCCUGCUCUCCGCCAACGCACUCAAGAGGCGCUUCGGCCGCCUGGAGAACAGAUUCGAGGUGCUGGCCGAGCAGGUGGCCUCCGAGAUGAAGUGGGUAGAGGAGCUGGUGCUCUCCAUCGAGCAGGAGAAGAGGCAGGGCACAAGCAUGCGCUGAGAGUGACCGUUUUAAAUAGAUAUGCACUCUCUCUCACACCCACACACACACACACACACACACACGCAUGCAUGCACCUGCAACACAGCAGUGCUCCUGUUUAUAUAGUGCACAAGGAGUUGAGAAUGCCGCUCUUAUUGUUAUGUAGACGCAGAACCCUAUGCAGUAGAAUCGCAAAGUUACGAACCAAACCAAACUUGAAACAGGACUCCUGCUGGGAAUUGUGAAUCCAGUCCACAUAUAUGAAAUCAUUGGGAAUAUUGCAGUCUUCAGACUUCAUUCCUGGUGCGUUCUUAACUUUGAGGUUCUAUUGCAAAGCUAAAAUGUUGCCUUCAGGUGGAUUUCAUGUUAAGUUGUAUUUUAUUUUACUGUAACAUGUUUCUGUGUCCUCUGGUAAGCUGUUGCAGAGUCAGAAACAUCUGAAAUAUUACUGUAAAGUCUUUUUUUUUUUUUUUUUAACUUGUGUGUUGCCUGAAAACGGCAUGUGAAUGCAGGGUUACAUGUUUUUGGCGUUCUACAUAUUUCUAAAUGUUUUCAGUCGUUAGGUGUUUGUGGGGAGUGGAAACUCUAUUCCAAAAAAGUACUUCUCUGUUUUUUUGUAAUGGUUUUCCUACAGGGGUUAUUGUUGAGCUACUGACAAGUUUAGUUUUAAAUAGGAUCUCUUAUCCCAUAUUGUAUCCUUACAGCAGAUCCUGAUAAUACGCUUACAGCUUCUAUUUUAAAGAAUAGUUAAUAAUGAUGUAACAAGUCAGGAUUUAGCAUUUCUUCACUGUUGGGGUGAAGCUAAGUGCCUGGGAGACGGAGGGUUAGAAGGGCGUUUACUACUUGUGUUUUGUUGUUUUUAUGGUAGAUGCAAUGAUUCUUAGGUUAUGUGGUGGAAUGUUGAGCACAUUGGAACGCGGUGCUGGAAUUGGGUUUGUGGUGGAAUGUUGGAACGCGGUGCUGGAAUUGGGUUUGUGGUGGAAUGUUGAGCACAUUGGAACGCGGUGCUGGAAUUGGGUUUGUGGUGGAAUGUUGAGCACAUUGGAACGCGGUGCUGGAAUUGGGUUUGUGGUGGAAUGUUGAGCACAUUGGAACGCGGUGCUGGAAUUGGGUUUGUGGUGGAAUGUUGAGCACAUUGGAACGCGGUGCUGGAAUUGGGUUUGUUUUAAUGAGUGUUUCUGACCUUAAUGUGUGAAUUCAUCCUCUCUGUGGUGGGAUAGCCCAAAUAGCAUGUGCCAAUGCUUGAAUUAUUUUGAGCGUUAAUGUGAUUAAAGUCUAUACUGUGCAGGUCCCUGGGAUUGUAGCAUUGAUAACCAGGUGGUCCGUGUGCAUAGUUCUAGCUGUACCCUUACUGUCACUGCUUUAAUAAUGCUGUUUGCUACUGUGAUACCAGCUCCUGAUAACCUGGCUCUGUUACAUUAGCAACAUAUUUAGGAUGAAGUAGACAUUGGGGUACUUUGAGCUGCUGAUGCCCGAAUCUUUAAAAACAAGUUACUCAACCACUUCACAGCUGAAGUUCAAUCCUAGGAAAAAAGAAAUGCAGUCAUUAGUGUCAUUAAUAACAAGACUGAGGAUGUGCAAAAUUAAUCAAAAUGUUAUUAAACCGUGCAUAUUGCCAAACAUAAUGGUGGGAGGAAAUGUCGCUCCUAUGUGAGGUGAUGAGUGAAGUAAAGCAAAGCUGGGUGAGCAGUGAAAGUGUUUUAUAAGAAUGCACGGCGCAGACUCCGUGUAUGAGCUCUUUACAGCUGUAUUAAUAGCAUGAUGAUGAUUGUGGGGACCGCACACAGCACAUCGUUUCAGUGGCACUGAACUGCUCUUGCUGUUACAGUGUGGACUUGCUGCUGAUCAGUGGUGUUUUAACAGAACUCAUGUGUUUGUGUUGUAGAAUGGGUUCACGGUUUCUUUUUUUAUGUCUUAAUACAAUUCAAACACUAAUUUGGGGUUAAUUAAAAUGAAUUGCAUAACCUUAAACAAUCACCAAACAUGCAUUGUAACAGUGUGGUUGCACAGUCCUACAGUAUUCUAGACCUACUUGUGUUUGUAAGAAGUGCCAUUGGAGGGGGGAUUUCUGGGUGUCUUUUCCCAAAAUAAAAGACUUCUGAAGAGUGGAGUUAAGAUCUGAUGGUGGCUUGGAUUAGUUUUGCAGCCAGAGAACAGACAGUUCUUCUUCUUAGGUUUUAUCCAGCGCAGCUGACAGCAAUAAACGGGCAUAAAAAAAUAAGCUAACAUUAAUGGCAUUAAGGUGUAUUUAAACAUUGCUGUAGAGGAACAGUACUGGGAAUGAAAGGGUUAAUAACACCUAUGAAUAAUACUAAUAUGGAAAAGCCUUAGCAAUGUUUCCAAGUGUGUUGAUAUUUGCCAAGCAGUAUAGUUUAUGUUUAUAUAUAUAUUUUUCAUUGACACAGUCUGGAAGAAAAGUGUGGUGCUCUUGCAAUAAGAAUUGUUAUUCAGAUAAUGUGAUUGUAUUCCAGUCCCCAUAUCUUGUGCAGUCAGUUGAAAGCUGCUUUUGCACGUGACAGAGCGUAGCGAGGACUGGCGGGUAUGUGGAUGGUGAUCUGCAAAGGAGCGCACUGUCUCCAGCGGGUUUGUAAUGUUUUUAAGUACUGUAGAACUGAAAGCCAUGCAAAACAGCAAUGCUGCGCACAUUGUGAUUAACCCCGGAUUUCUGGAAGAAAUGCCAAAUGAUAUGCAUGAACUUCACUCAGCUUUUUUGGAAACGUCUCUUGAUCUGCUGCCUUGUUGUUUUUGAAAACUUCUACAUCAUUCCUUUUGUAAAACCUUUUCUACCAUUCCUUUGUUCAAGACAAUAUUUGUCAUUUUCAUUUAUUUGCAAAUUAGUGUAUGCUCAUAUGCUUGUUUAAGAAUACUGUUAUAUUUAUGCUUUUUUUUUUAAAGUAUAGCCUAGGUAUUGAAUCCCAAAGUUUUUACAAAUAAAAUGAACACAAAACGAAA
Acipenser ruthenus (sterlet) is the source of this 4707-nucleotide messenger RNA. Its product is annotated as death-associated protein kinase 3-like. Gene Ontology annotation, biological process: intracellular signal transduction; protein phosphorylation; positive regulation of apoptotic process. NCBI's taxonomy places the organism in Eukaryota, Metazoa, Chordata, Actinopteri, Acipenseriformes, Acipenseridae. The record is from RefSeq and is a predicted model, not a curated record. Gene Ontology annotation, cellular component: nucleus; cytoplasm. Gene Ontology annotation, molecular function: ATP binding; protein serine/threonine kinase activity. The coding region runs from base 415 to 1773 and encodes 452 amino acids. The transcript is spliced from 10 exons.